This is a messenger RNA of Fusarium mangiferae, 1482 nucleotides long. RefSeq lists its product as uncharacterized. The record is from RefSeq and is a predicted model, not a curated record. NCBI's taxonomy places the organism in Eukaryota, Fungi, Ascomycota, Sordariomycetes, Hypocreales, Nectriaceae. The transcript has 7 exons. Bases 1 to 1482 code for a protein of 493 amino acids.
AUGUGCUCCGAUUUCUUGGCCGAUAUUAACAACAAUCACGCAAAAGAAUGUCGAAUGGACUGGGGACCCGAGUUCGUGAGCGGUAUAAAGGCCAUCGCAGCUCUUGGUCGGCUCCUCCUCGUGACACACUCAGAGUUUGAUGUAUCGGCCCUCGAGAUCCCCGGCAGCUACGACAGUAGUAGCAGGCUACUUACAAUUGGCGAAAAAGUCCGGAGUUGUUCAAGAUUGUAUCAAGAAGCGUUUGCCAAAUCCGAACAAAGCCAGGCCAAGCUUUCUGGCACUUCUUGGGAGCUGGCAUCUUCUCGCGGUUCGCUUCAUCGUGUAACAGAGCUGUUUCGCAAAGACAAUCCAAUCGUGGCAUACUCCUCCUUUCGAGAUGAAUGGGACCGAGUACAUCGAUACCUCUGCGACGUUCACCCGCACGCGAGUGCAUGUUCCGAAUCUUGGUCUUGCCUGCUCUUUUUUAUCCAAGAAUUUGAAACGCUUAUCAAUAAUAUGACUACUGAUAAUAAGAAGCUUACUAUCACCUUGAGUGGAAAGUUAGAAAAGGCCAAAGCAGAAAUUAAAACACGUCGAUACGACAUUAACCCAGAGUCCUCGUAUGAAAAGGAUAGCCAAGGAUUUGACUUCACAUAUGCCAUCCCACUCUUGAUUGCAGCUUUAACUGUACUGCUCCUCUCUGGCAUUCUUUUAAGAGCCAUUAUCUUAUCUUGCAUGUUCUUAUGUGCACUUCUCGUCCUUCGGGAAGGGAUGGAGCAUUCGAGUCACCAAGCGACAUUAGUUGACGACGACGGAGAUCAAACCCGCGACCUCGAAAUCGAAAUAGAACGUUUAACUCAGAAGCACAAGCUUAGCACCACCAUAGGUCAGACGUGCCAAGAAAUGAGCAGCUCACUAGCCUCUGCGAUAGGCGGAGUGCGAGAGAUUCACGACUCCUACAGAGCUAUAUCUGAGAGGCUCCAAAGCAUGAAUGAGGAUAAGAUCGACCGCUUUAGAAAAGUCAUGAAUAGGAUCUCCUACAUCAUUAGUUGGGACGAGUCCUACAAUGCCAACCGCACGACCGAUCAUCGGCUACGGGAAUCAAAAGAUGUGACGGAAUUACGUGAACUUGUCGUCGAGCUGCGCCUGACGUUCUACAUCAUAUUUGAGUGGUCUUCGCUUUACACACGAAUCUCACAAGAUAUAUUCACCGCAGCGCUACGUGAAGUUCAAUCCUUCAGCUCCCUAGCUACAUUGAUCGGUGGCAUCGAUUUGUCGAGUGACAGAUUCAAACUGCGGCCUGCUCAACAAGGACAAUGGACUCAACGACAAACUUCAUAUGCACCAACGGCCCAAGAUGCAUUGACGCUAAAUCAGGUAGCAGGGCGCGCUGAGAUGGAGCUCAACAAACUACAUCGUGAGGUAAACCUCUCGUUUGAGGUCGGCUCUAGAACACAUAGCGCUAACGCAAUGCGACCGACUAGGCCCAAGAAAGCGCGAUGA